AUGAGAUGGGCUGGAAUUAUAGUCGACAACAUCGCGAUUGAGAGCGUCAACAUGGGAGUGUCAUCACAAGAACCCUUGACAUUUGACUUGAAGUCUCUACCACCAGUCUUCGUCCUGCAAAGCCAUCUGCAGUCCGAUGACCUUCACAAGUGGGAAGACCUGAUCUUCAAGCUGGGUGGCUCUUUGACAUACAAUGCUACGGAAGCAAGAGUGUUCAUAGGCAAGGUUGGUCAAAAGAAGCGUGCAGCGUUCGAUCUGAGGGCCAAGGAAGUAUGGACUGAAGAGUCAGACCUGCCGGAAGUCAAAUCCCCUGAAGAGUCUGAAGGCGGAGAACCUCCUCGGAAGAAAGCCAGGCUCGAAGGAAGUGAGCACGAUGUGAAACCCGAACAGAGACGAGAGAGUUCAAGCUCGAGCACGACCUUAUCCGUAGCAACCGUGAGCGAUACUCAACAACCACAUCUUUCCUGGCCGGAUCUUACCAACCAUGUCCUCGUUCUCAAGCUAGGCUGGCUGGAGUCAUGCAUCAAACAGGACCAUCUAGUCCCGUACAAGCCGUUCGUUGUCUACACCGCCAAGAUCACUGCCGCACCACAAGACGAAAAGCCGCCGAAGGCUCUUGCAGACACAGCCUCAUACGUCAAGACCAGUCCAUCGGCCGUCCCAGCCUCGUCAUCAAGAGUGUCCAAUGUGGCCAGUUGCACAUCCAUACUGGAACGCGCAAAAGCUGAAGCCGCCACCCUACCGUCAACACCCACCUCCUAUCCAACCCGCCGCCGAUACGGCGACCACGGCCAAACCAGCCCGCAAUCCACCAAACACCCGCCCAAACUUCACCGCACCACGACAUCCGAGUUCGAAGACCUAGCAGCCAACCCACUUCCCCCUUUGCCAGAUUGGGCCACGGGACCCAACGCUGCAUACUCGUGCUGCCGUUCGACGCCCAUGCACUCUCCCAACGCAGCGUUCAUCGAGCAAUUGAGCAAGAUCAAAGAAGCCCGUCUUCUGACACUCGACGACAUCGGAGUGCGCGCAUACUCGAGUUCCAUCGCCAGUCUGUCCGCGUAUCCACAUAAGAUUCGGCACCCGGAGGAGAUCACCCGCUUGCCAGCUUGCGAGUCCAAGAUAGCUACUCUCUGGAGCGAGUGGUUUGCCUCAGCUGAAGACGAUACAGAUCGACAUAUCCAAAAUGUCAUCGACCUCGACAACGAUGCGGACCUUCAGCACCUGAAGCUGUUUUGGAACAUAUGGGGCGUUGGACCCGAAACAGCGCGCAAGUUCUACUUUGAGCGCGGCUGGAAAGAUCUAGAUGAUGUCGUCGAGUUCGGCUGGGCUAGUCUCACUCGGGUACAGCAGAUCGGCGUGAAAUACUACGACGAGUUCAUCGAGAAGAUCCCUCGCGCGGAAGUCGAGGUUAUCUCCGAUGUGAUCACCCGUCAUGCCAGACUUGUACUCGACAUCAAGCCCGAGCAGGAAGGUACAAACGAGGACGUUGACUGCGUCAUUGUCGGCGGGUAUAGGAGAGGCAAGGACCUCUGCGGCGAUGUCGACGUGGUGCUGUCUCAUCGUGACGAGAAUAAGACGGCGAAUCUAGUCGUUGAUAUCGUGAGGAGUCUCGAGGGCGAGGGCUGGAUCACGCAUACUUUGACGCUGAACACUACGAGUACUGAUCGUGGACAAGCGACGUUGCCGUACCAUGGGAGUCACCGUGGCCAUGGAUUCGACUCGCUUGACAAGGCGCUUUGUGUGUGGCAAGAUCCGAACUUUGAGGCUACCGAGGAAGGUGCCAAGAAUCCGAAUAUCCAUCGGCGUGUUGAUAUCAUCAUCUCGAGUUGGCGGACUGUCGGGUGUGCAGUACUUGGAUGGUCAGGCGGUACGACGUUUCAGCGCGAUAUUAGGCAAUUUGUGGCUAAGACUCGGGGGUUGAAGUUCGAUAGCUCGGGAGUGAGGGAUCGGGGGAAUGGAUUGGUUUUGGAUCUGGAAGCGGCGAGGCCGAAGAGAAAAGAUGCUAUAAAUGAAAUAUAUAAGGGCAAGAUUCCUGAGGGGAAAGACGGCGAUGAGUGGGAUGAUGGGGAUACGUGGCAGGAUCGGGAGAGGAGACUCAUGGAUGGUUUGGGGUUUGGAUAUCGGGAUCCGAGGGAGAGAUGUACUGGUUGA
Exophiala viscosa is the source of this 2154-nucleotide messenger RNA. RefSeq names its product DNA polymerase IV. The transcript has 2 exons. Gene Ontology annotation, cellular component: nucleus. Bases 1 to 2154 code for a protein of 717 amino acids. Gene Ontology annotation, molecular function: DNA-directed DNA polymerase activity; DNA binding. The record is from RefSeq and is a predicted model, not a curated record. Gene Ontology annotation, biological process: double-strand break repair via nonhomologous end joining. Lineage: Eukaryota; Fungi; Ascomycota; Eurotiomycetes; Chaetothyriales; Herpotrichiellaceae.